Messenger RNA from Nematolebias whitei (Rio pearlfish), 6677 nucleotides. Its product is annotated as zinc finger C3H1 domain-containing protein. The transcript is spliced from 35 exons. Gene Ontology annotation, biological process: RNA processing. The record is from RefSeq and is a predicted model, not a curated record. Lineage: Eukaryota; Metazoa; Chordata; Actinopteri; Cyprinodontiformes; Rivulidae. Gene Ontology annotation, molecular function: protein binding. Gene Ontology annotation, cellular component: nucleus; exosome (RNase complex). Bases 114 to 6245 code for a protein of 2043 amino acids.
AUCCUAGCUAGCACGAGUAGCUGUCAGAGAACCGAGAGUGGACGAACGGGCGGAGAACCGAGCCGUUACACAGACAGCAGGCAACCGGUACCGGUUCCUGCGGUCACCGCAACAUGGAUCGUAGCACAACCCAUCGGUCCCUGGUAGAAGACGGAGAGCUUGAAGACGGAGAAAUCUGCGAUGAUGAAAUCGAAGAGAGCGUUCCGUUUCGGCGGGGGGAUGGGAUGAGGAGGCCCCGCGGCCGAGGUCGGUUCAGAAAACCGCACCAUCAACCGCACAAUCUGCGGCCUCUCCUGGGCCUCUCUCCUCCGGACUUUCACCUCCUGAUGCCCUUUAACCCCGGACCUCAUCUCCUCGGCCCGUUCCCCCCAAACCUGCCCGACAGGCCUCCGCCGGCUCCGCACGGGAUGCUGCUCCCACCGCCUCCCGGACUCCGUCUACACGGUGAGCCGAACCCACGGUCCAACUUCUGGGAGCGGAGCCACGGAGCCCUGGGACGGUUCAGACACCGGACACCGAACCGUCGACGCGGCUCCUGGUUCCGAGGUGCCAUGGGGGGGAACAACAUUACUCCCCCAGGUUGGUUCGGGCCCGGACCCGAAGACGUUCAGAUUCACAACUCCCAAGCCUCGAGAAAACAGAAGCAGGUUGAGUGGAUCUGGCCCAGAAAACCAUCUUCUGGUCCCCCCAGAACCGAGACCAGCGUGGAUGAGAGCUUCGAGGAACUGCUGUUCAAAUACAAGCAGAUCCAGCUGGAGCUGGAGUGCAUCCGCAAGGCUGAGACCAUGGCGCUGGAGCCGGCACUAGAGCCGGCGGCGUCCCCCGUGGAUGCUGCCGCUGCUUCGAUAGAAACCAGACUGGCACCAGAACCGGAUCUAGCAGCAGAGCAGCAGCUGGAGAAGGAAACCAAGAAAGUGUUUCAGGCGUUCAACAUCAAACCCCUGCAUCAGAAACUUCCCACCCCAGCUGAACUGGACGAGCUGCACAGGAAGUGGACGGGGCCUGACACAGGAGGCGGUGCUGACGGUUCAGAACCGGGAAGCUCGGAAGCUGCCCUACCAGAAGGAGACGCCGCCGCCGAGGAGAAGCCGACGAUGUCCUGCGACAAGGAAACCAGUCGAGAAGAGAAGCAGAACGUUGGCUCCCACGUCAGUGAAUCGUCCGUCUCCAGUGAGGAGUCGACCGUCUCACCUGACAAGCCUGUGGAAAAGAUGGAGGAGGAGGAGCUGUCUGAGCUGCAGCUCCGCCUCCUCGCGUUGCAGUCGGCCAGUAAGAAGUGGCAGCAGAAGGAGCAGCGGGUGAUGAAGAGGAGCAAAGACCGGCUAAUCAAAGCCCCCCAGGACAAGACCUCCAGCUCAGCUUCAGGUUCUGUAGCAGCUCCAGCUGACAGGCCUCAGAGAGUCACCACCAGGUCCGCUUCCUCUGCCGCCGCCGCUGCUGCUGCAGACCGGAGCAGGAGCAGGUCCAAACCUGCAGACCGGGACCGGAGCAGGCCAGCUGACAGAGACAGAACCAAACAGAGUCCCAAGCCUGGUCCCAGAGUCCAGCCCGACCGGGCCCGGACUCCAGGAAAACUUCAAAGCGCCAAAAACCUGAUCAGCCAAGGCUCAACAGCGAAGCAGGCGUUCAGGAAGCAGCAGCUGCACACCUGGAAGCUGCAGCGGCAGAGGAAGCAGGAGGAGAAACGGCGGCAGGAGGAGGAGGAGCGCCGCAAGCGUGAGGACGAGAUCCGCCGCAUCCGCGACCUGUCCAAUCAGGACGAGCAGUACAACCGCUUCAUGAAGCUGGUGGGAGGGAGGAGGACGCGCAGCAGGUCCAGAGACCAGGACCGCAGGAAGUCUGCGGGCAAACCGGGCCUGGAUGCCUCAGGGAACCUCUACCAGUACGACAACUAUGAUGAGGUUGCCAUGGAUACGGACAGUGAGACCGGCUCGCCAGUGCCGUCACCGACGCAGAACUUCCUGUCAUUGGAUGAGAUGGGAUGUUUCCCUCCGCUGGGCCUGUAUGGAGCAGAGUCUGCAGCAUACGGGAUGCCCUUCAUCCACCCCAUGCUGUCUGGUGUUCCUCCCCCACCUCCUCUCCCUCCCCCACAAGAUGAGCUGGAGCCUCCCCCGAAGCCUCCAUUUGCUGAUGAAGAGGAGGAGGAGGAGAUGCUGCUCAGGGAGACGUGUCUGAUGUCAAUGGCCAAUAAGAGGGUGGCGACAACAGAGAAGAGCUCCAGUGGUCCUCCAUCUCCGACGUGUCCUCCUCCUACAGACAUCCAGCCCCCGCCCAGAGGGAACCUGAGCACUGUCAGCCUGAACACGGUUCCUCAGACCCGGAGCAGCAGGUUCAACAGAACUCCCCAGGCUGCCAGAGGUCCAUUGGUGCUGCCUCGACACAAGGCAGUGGUGGUUUCUCUCGGAGACUCUGACGACAGCGACUCGGACGUUGACGCCUGCAGCUCCUCUCCGAUGGUCUUUGGAGGUCUGGAGUUUAUGAUCAAAGAGGCCCGGAGAACGGUGGAGGCAGCAAAGCCAAAAGCGGCACCAGUUAGUGAGAAGGAGAACAACCCGGUCAGAACUCCAGAAGCUCUCCCUGAGUCCAAGAAGGCUGAGUACCGACUGCUGAAAGAAGAAAUCUCCAGCAGGGAGAAUCAGAGGACUCUGAGGGAUCACAGCUCACCAGCCACAUCGGAACUGGUUCUGGAAUCGUCCCUGAAACAGGCUGCACAACUCAGGGUGAGCGAGGCAGAACAGAGACUCAGUAAGCACAGGGAGCUGCUGCAGAGGGACGAGAUAGUUCUCAGACAUCUGCUGCAGCAGGAGCUGAAGAAGGCGGAGUCUCUGAAAGCGACAGAAGCCAAGGUGGCCAAACUGAGAGAGCAGCUGCAGGCGUCAGAGAAGAUCCUUACUGCCAACAGGACGCUGCUGAAGAAGCUGCAGGAGCAGGUGCAGCGUGUCGAGCACCGCGUGUCCUUGAAGAAGACACUGGAGGUUCAACUGGAGCAGGAACUGAACCAGGCACAGUUGACUGCCAGCAGAAGAACCAAACGGCCAACGGACUCCAGUCAGACUGCGCCCGGUAAGCUGCAGCGUCUGGACGCGGUUCCUCGUGACUCCGAGCGCCACUUCAGCGAGCUGAUUGCUCAGAAACGGCGGCUGCAGCAGCUGGAGUCCGAGUACGCCCUCAAGAUCCAAAAACUGAAGGAGGCUCAGGCCCGGCGCAACAAAGGAGUCCCUGCAGAACCCCCCACAGAGCAGUUAGACCCAACCUCCACCCCCCUACCGGACCCUAAGAACCGACAGCCGCCCUCUUCCAGUCCGUUCCACCUGCCCCAGCCCUCCCUACAUGACCUGUCCCAGGACAAACUGGUUCUGGACAGCGAGGAUGUCCCGGACGUUGAGGAUCAGGAACCAGAACUUGCUGCUGCAGCGAAGGGCAGCCGCCGCAACUCCCUCCGUCAGUCCAGCAGCUCCUUUACCAAACCCCACCUGGAUACUCCAAACUCCGCUCCCUCUAAAGACGAAGCCAAACUGACCAAGAUGGCGGCCAGCACGACGCUCCCUGCAGAGACGUUUGCAGGGUUGGACGUAGACGGUUUGAAGAGGAGGUACCAGCUGCAGGCCCGGUUGGGAGAUCUGCUGCAGACAGAGCUGCACAGACUGGGGGAGGACAUGAACAACACCCCCACUGCACAGGUGAUCCAAGUGGAGGUGGAACCAACGAGCCAAUCGGUGGUCUCCGAGCUGAAACCCGUCUCGUUUGAAGUAUACUGCAGUCCGCUGCGGGUCUUCAAGUCCUACAGGUUCAGUCCAUAUUACAGAACCAAGGAGAAGUUGUCCCUCAGCUCGGUGACCUUCAGCAACACCAUUGAACCAAACAAGUGUUUCUGCCGCUUCGACUUGACGGGAACCUGCAACGAUGACGACUGCAGGUGGCAGCACAUGAGGAACUGCACUCUGAGCGGGAAUCAGCUCUUCCAAGACAUCCUGUCAUACAACCUGCUUCUGAUUGGCUGUUCUGAGAGCAGCUUGGACCAGGAAGUCAGCACCGCCACAGAGGGCUAUUUGAAGAAGCUGUUCGGUCCAAACAAAGACCGGAUGGGGGUGGACCAGAAGGCCGUCCUCCUCGUCAGUAAAGUCAACGAAAGCAAACGGCAUGUUCCUCCGUUCACCACCUUCAAAGACACGAGGAGGUGGAGGCCGAAGCCCGCGACACAAAGCACUGCCAGCCCCGAGGAUGAAGGCAGUGAUGAGACUUCAGCUGGAUACCUGAUGCCUGCAGGAGGAGAGGACAUCGUGAGCAUCAGCUCGUCUGCUGUGGACGUUGUCACGUCUGAGGACAGGCGGUACUUCACCAGUGAGACGGACGACAUCUCAAACCUGGAGGCGAGUGUUCUGGAGAGUCCUCGAGACACUCAGCUGUGGAUCAAACUGGCUUUUAAGUACCUGAACCAGAGUGAGACCUCUGCAGCAGAGAGUCUGGAGGCAGCUCUGAACACGCUGUCUCGUGCUCUGGAGAGUAACUGUGAUGACCCCGAGGUGUGGAGUCACUACCUGUCGCUGUUCUCUAGGCGUGGCAGCAGGGAGGAGGUGCAGGAGAUGUGUGAGAUGGCGGUGGAGCACGCCCCCGACCACCGAGUGUGGUGGAGCUACCUGAACCUGGAGAACUCGUAUGAGGGGAAGGACUACGUGUGCGAGCGGCUGCUGCACUUCCUGCAGGCCGAGGCAGCAUCGGGCGUGACGGAGAAACUGUCCUUCCAGCUGAUUGAGGCGCUGCUCUACAGAGUCCAGCUCAGUCUGUCCACGGGCCGGAUGGAGACCGCUUUAGCCAUCUUGCAGACGGCCUUGAAGUCAACUCAGGACCACAGCGUUGCCGACCACCUGACAGCCGAUGACCGGGCGCUGCUCUGGCUCUCCUACAUCCACCUGACAGAGUUUGACCGGCUGCCGUCCAGCCUGUACGACCCGGCUGAGUUCGGCCCGGCACGACUGACUUGCAAAGAGUCCUUCAUUCUGCCGUGGAGGACUGCGCAGGACAUCAGCACGCCGUCUGACAUCCUUGUUGCUCUGUUUAAAGAUGCUGUCGUUCAGUGCAGCGAGGAGUCCAGGUCCGACAGCGAAAACACGCUGGCCUGCAUGCCGCUGCACACCAACCUCCUCUUCCUCUACAGACUGCUGCAGAGGUAUGAUGAAGGUGUGACGUUGUGCGAGUCUCUGCUGGAGUUCCGUCCCGACUCGUGCAUGCUACGUGACUCUCUGGCUGACCUCCACAUCAGCAGAGGAAACUCUGAGCAGGCGGUCAACAUGUGGCUGCACACUCUGGCUGAGUGUCCCCACAACGCUCAGGUCUUCUACCACUGCUGCAAGUUCCUCAUGACACAGGACAAAUCGAGCGCCAUCCCUCCGCUGUUCCGAGGGUUCAUCCUGUCACUCUGUGAGGACGAGCAGAGUCAGAAGACUCCUGUGGAUGUGCUACGUUACGUCCUGGGCUUUCCCACCGAAGAGCUGCUGAGCGGUCCCAUCAUCAGGAAGGAGCUGGAGGAGCAGCUCCAGCAGCAGAUGUCAUACCUCCACCUGCUCCACUGUCGCUGGGUGUGGCUGCACGGUACCGUGGAGGAGGCGGCGGAGGCGUUCGAGCGAGCUCUAGGCUCUGUGCUGCAGCUGGAGGAGCUUCGCACGCUGUGGAUGGACUACCUGUUGUUCAGCUGCAGUCCACAUGCUGGCGCCGCCUCCCAGAGACUGUUCCCAGACCUGGUCCAGCGCUGCCUCAGCACGGUGCCGACCCGGCUGGAGCUUCCCUUCAACUCAGCAAAGUUCUGGAGCUGCUACAACUUCCACAACAAGGUGGUGUCUCUCUACCUGAGGUUUGUUCCAAAGUCACAACGAGCUUUGGUUCUGGAGAGACUUCGAAACGCCAUGCCGACCAACGUUGAGCUGGGCCUCAGGUUGUUACAUCAGGAGUUUCUGGAUGGAAACAUGGAGCAGCUGAAGUUUCAGGCCCGCAUGCAGAGCAGCAACGCUCCCAGAUGUUUGUCCAGUUGGAGAAUAGCCAUCGCUACGGAGCGGGAGCUGAAGGAGCGAGGCCAGAUGCGACUUCUGUAUCAGCAAGCUCUGCAGAACCUUCCGCUGUGUGCCGCCCUGUGGAAAGAUUGGCUGCUGUUCGAGGCGGCAGAGGGCGGAGCCUUGGAACACCUGAGGCGACUGGUUGAUCGCUGUCAGCAGGCGGGGGUCAGCGUGAGUGUCGGGGCGGUCGAUCUGUGAUCAGACUGAUAGUAAAACUAAUCUGACUGAUUGACGAGGUAAGGCCACGCCCCCACCCCGCUUCUCCCCGCCCCUCUUCUCUCACAGUGUCUGUAAGUAUCAGCUGCUGAGUGCCGCCUUUGCUCUUCAUCACCUUCUCUUUAGUUGCUCUCACCUUUCAGUUGGACUCAUUUCCCUCCCUUUUUUAAUUCACUCGCCUGAGAAUGGAGGGGCGGGGCAACUUAACAUGCUCCACCCCCCUCAACUCUUCCCACACACGUUUUAUGUUUGUCAGAAGAAAUCAGGAAGUUUUAUUUGUUAAACCGAUCAAAGUGAGAAGCGAUCAGUAUUUGUUCAAGUAUCUGUGGAGCGCAGCCGCCCGCCAGCGUUCUGUUUUCUGAUUGGCUGAGUGAGUGUGAGAGACUGCCACGGAGAUUGAGGAUGCCACAGGAC